Molecule: messenger RNA, 1099 nt
Organism: Caenorhabditis sp. 36 PRJEB53466
Lineage: Eukaryota; Metazoa; Nematoda; Chromadorea; Rhabditida; Rhabditidae
Source: the annotation of a GenBank genome assembly
AUGCGACUUUGGCUCGCUUUCCUUAUUCCGGCACUUGUUGUCGAUCAGGCUGCUUCACGUAUGUUCAGUUUUCGUGUCGAUUACAAACUCGUCGAUCUGUUUCAGAGAGUUCCGACGCUACAACAUCCACGGUCACAAGUGGCUCUUCUGCUACGACGACAUACUCUUCUGACUCAACGGUGGAUCCAUCGGCCUCUACGGUAGAUCCAUCGGCCUCUACGGCAGAUCCAUCGGCCUCUACGGCAGUUCCAUCCGUUUCGACUGCAGAUCCAACAGCCUCGACAAGCUCUUCUGCAGUUACAGAUGCAUCAAAUUCUACAGGAUCUACCGUAGAGGGAGACAACUCGACGACGAUUGUAGGAUCCACGACACCGGAGGGACCUCACGCGGACUGUUAUCUGUGUGCACCGACGGUCCAGUGCGGAGAAACGAUUGAGGGAGACUAUUCGAGUGCCGAAGUAAACGUUCUUUUCAUGAAAGCGAUGGAAGAUGGCGACUAUUUCACGGUGAAAGGAGAAGUUUUUGAGAACGCUCAGCAGUAUGUGAACUGGCUAAUAAGUAUGCUAAUGGUUUAUUAUUUUAGGAUCUUCUUCGACGUUUUCAAGGAUCUGUCAGUGGGCAAAGCUCAAGUCGGAGGAAACAGUCAGCCAACUCUUGUUCAGUUCGAACACUUUUACGACACAAAUCUCACGUUCUCUCGCUCCGGAUUACAAGGAGAUGUAGGUUGGAAGACUGUUCCAGUGAGAUGACUGAAUUCGCAGAACAAAUGGGACUCGUUCCGUCCGGCCACCCUUCCGCUUCCAAUCCGACAAAGAAGCCAUGGACCCUCAUGUUCAAGUAUCCUCAUUUUAUUUCUGUGUUUUCGGUAAACUUUCCCUGUUCAGAAUGCACCAGAACCUGACGGGAUUCGAGACGGGAGAUGAGACCGGAUGGUUCAACAACCACAUUCCAUGGAACGGAACCGCCACGACACAGUCAUUCAACAUCCGUGGAGGAUGGAAGACCACAUCCGUCACUUAGUGAGUUCCCAUUCUUGUUCUUGUUUCCACGUGGAUCUCGUUUCAGCACUUGCGUCAACAGCUCCAUCCCGAUUCUGUAG